Amorphotheca resinae ATCC 22711 is the source of this 2126-nucleotide messenger RNA. RefSeq lists its product as hypothetical. The record is from RefSeq and is a predicted model, not a curated record. Lineage: Eukaryota; Fungi; Ascomycota; Leotiomycetes; Helotiales; Amorphothecaceae. Gene Ontology annotation, cellular component: mitochondrial outer membrane. The transcript has 2 exons. The coding region runs from base 72 to 2075 and encodes 667 amino acids.
GUUUUCCAGCUACGGGCCACUUGAAGCUAAUUUCCCGCUCCGACAAGUGAGUCAAUGGUUUCCAGGACGUGAUGUCUAUUGUUGUAGAUCGAAUACGACGCAUAGACGGCCAGCUCGACCGGGUGCCGCUGGUACAUCCCUCGAUCCAAGAUGGCAUACUCACCGGCCAGGACGCGAGGGCUGUGGCUUCUCCCCGAAUCACACAGCUACAGAAUAUAAUCAAAACUCUCUCGACAACGUCCUCAUCCACACCUCUGUUAUCCGCAUGGCGAAUUUCGGCACUCCUUGACAAAGUUGCUCUCUCAGAGAGGACAAAUGAAGUUGUGGAGGGCGAGGAAGUUGCUCAUGUGCAAUCAUAUGAAGAAGAAUUAGAAUGGCUUCUUGUCAGCAAAGCCACGGUGCAAACCUACGGCCUCCUCCUGAAUACUCUUUUGGAACAAACGAUACCUCUCAGUGACGAUAUCUGGUACUGGGACGAGGUUUUGGGAUCAUACACAUAUACGGGCCUCUACACAAUACAGACCUCUCCGUUGAGAGUUUGGUCUUGGAUGAAAGAUAUUUAUUACGAUGCGCAGACUCGGUUUGCACAACUUCGAGAGGCACCGGCCGACGCGAUAUCCGCUCGUGAGAUAGGGACAAGCCUGACGGAUAAAUGGAAGCAGUUCUACGACCUCGUUGGAGAGAGUAUAAGGGAAAGAUCGGUUGCGGACCUUCAGCGUCGUGUUUUAUCGCCAGUUGCUCUCUCUCGUACUCAAGCCAGACACAAUCAAGCAAGGUUGAAGAGGUUACGAGAGAUGAGUGCGAGUGGACUAGGUGUGCUCAUGGACGAAGGACUCAGUUUGGAUAUUAAUGAUGGGAGUAGUGACUCGGCCAAGAUAGAGGAGGCCGAUAAUCAGGAAUGGAAAGUAGUGGUGGAACGAAGCGUUGCUCUGAUGGAUACAGUGCUCCGCAAUGUGACGGCGCUUGAGACAGGAGUAUCUGACUUCGAAGACACAGUCUUUGCUAGUGUUGAGGAUGACCCGGAGCUCUCAUCAAGCGAAACUGAGGGGGCUGAUAGGAACCAGCCAGCAAAGCUAUCGAGGCGUCUUCAGCAUAUUCUUCAGACCCACAUACCGAACCACAUUGCAACAUCAAGGAAGCUGACUUCUGAGUAUGGUCGACCAUCGAGGCUUGUUCGAUAUUGGCUACCCGCCGGAGUUCUACUACUGUCAUCAACAACGAUCUUAAGGAUACUCGUUAAUAGGAAGGCUGAGAUUAUCACCUGGUUCAGAGACCUUAAUUCUACGAUCCGAGCCUUUUUGGUCAACUGGGUUGUUGAGCCUGCGAAGAAGGUGAUUGGCACAAUUCGCCACGAUCCAGAUAGCGAGGUUGCCAUCAUGAGCAAGGAAAGCUUAAAAGGGGAUAGAGACAGUCUCGAGCGGAUGGUAGUUGAUUUUGCUAUUGAUAACCCGGCAGCUGCAGAAGGUGGGGAUGGUGCCUUGACUGAAGCACAGAUUGCCGAGAUUAGAGCCAAGGUGAAAGAGGGCGAUCUCACACCGGUCUUGCGUGCAUAUGAAAAGGAUCUCCGGAAACCUUUUAAGGGUGCUGUUCGAGGUGACCUUAUACGAACUCUUCUGAUCCAGGUUCAAAAGACCAAGGUCGACGUGGAAGUUGCUAUCAGUGGCAUAGACGCGCUGCUGAAAAGCCAGGAGCUUCUAUUCGGAUUCUUCGGUCUGACACCAGGUGUGUUGGUCUGCUUUGCAGCCUUUCGAUAUCUCGGAGGAACAUUUGGCAACAAGAGAGGCUUGAGCAGGGACAAAAGGGUCGACCAAACAGUGCGAGCGCUACGAAACAUCGAUCGAAUUCUCACUCUGGCUACCCCCACCCAGAACAACUUACUGUCAUAUAAAGAUCACGGUUUGCUCCUGUGCGAAGUCCACGUCCUUCGAACACGUGCUCGUAGAUUAUUCCCCGGCGAGAUCGAGAGGGAGUUCCGGGAAGACGUCAGCGACCUCUGUAACAUAAACAGCGGCAUCCAGACGCAGCUCAAGGUCCUUGAGCGGAUAAGAUGGGGAUAUUCGAAGUGGCUGAAAUAAACCAAUAUAUAAACACUAUAUGAACCCUAAUAGAAAAUGUUUAUAUCCCAC